Molecule: messenger RNA, 765 nt
Organism: Penicillium antarcticum
Lineage: Eukaryota; Fungi; Ascomycota; Eurotiomycetes; Eurotiales; Aspergillaceae
Product: YoaK family protein
Exons: 1
Coding region: 1-765 (254 amino acids)
Source: RefSeq, a predicted model, not a curated record
AUGGACGACACACUACCUCUAUCCAAUAAGCCCCGCAGAUCCAGUAUACGGGAUUUCCUAAAUGAAGAUAUCCGCGAGGACCUCCUCCUCGAAUGCGAACUCCUACUCCUCUCUUUCGCAACAGGCAUCCAAGACGCAGCCGCCUGGCCCGACUACAGCUGCUUCGCCUCGAACCAAACAGGAAAUACACUCUUCCUCGCAAUCGGAGUAGCAGGCUUGACCAACAAUGCAUACAGUUUCCCCAAUAUCGGGAUAUCGCUGAGUCUCUUCGUGGCAGGCGGUUUCACCAUGGGUCAACUAGGGAAUUAUAUUGGCGUUCGACGACGACUAUGGCUCCUCAUCAGUAACUUCAUUCAGACGGCUCUUAUCUUCACGGCUGUUGCUAUCCAGUAUUCUUUCCCUAUUCGGAGAGACGGCCCUGCUGCCUUGGCAGUUAUUGCUUGUUUGGCGUUCGCGUCUGGUGGGCAGGUUGCUAUGAGUCGGUCGUUGAAGAUCACGGAGAUAACUACUGCUAUGGCAACAGCUGCGUUCAUUGAUGUGGUUGUUGACCCUUGCUUAGGCAAGUUAAAGAAUCGGCUGAGGAAUCGGAGGGUUAUGUUUCUGAUUAUGUUGACUGCUGGGUGUUUUGUUGGUGCUUUUGCGCAGCGGGAGAUUAGUUCGACUUUUCCUAUUCUACUUUGUGCUAUUGGAAAGGCAUUGGUUAGCUUGGCUUUCUUGUUUAAUCGGCCUAUGGCUGUGAGGGACUUGGAGGGGUUGAAGGAGUAG